Molecule: messenger RNA, 1191 nt
Organism: Alternaria conjuncta
Lineage: Eukaryota; Fungi; Ascomycota; Dothideomycetes; Pleosporales; Pleosporaceae
Exons: 2
Coding region: 1-1191 (396 amino acids)
Source: RefSeq, a predicted model, not a curated record
AUGAAGUCCACCUUCUUCUCUCUUCUCCCCAUCGCGGGUCUCGCUGUUGCUGAGUCCGUCUGCUCCCAGCAGACUGUCACCACAACUGCAACUGAAACAGUGUACGAGACUGCAAAGCCCGUGGAUGUCGCCGACGCCACCGCUAGCAAGUCUGGCGCUUGCUCAUCCAGGAGCACUGUCUACACUACCACCUACGAGAAGGUUUAUGUCACUGUCACCCCCGGUGCUGGCUCUGCUACUCCCGACGCUGUCGAAGAUGUCACAUCCACCAGCACCAAGGAGAUCCUCACCACCGUCACCGUUCGCCCAACCGGUGCUCCUUAUGGCAACGCCACUACCUCUGCUCUCUUCAAGCCUGCAGGAUCUUCCGGCUCGCCCUCAUACCCUACCAUGAGCGUUCUCCCGACCACCAAGCUAGACUACAGCUCGCUUGCCUACACUCCCAUUCCCCAGAGUGAAGCAUCAAAGUCCUACGCUGCCGCGCAGUCAUCCAGCGCUGCCGCAGUGCCUGCCUCCGAGUCCAAGGCUCCAGCUCCUGCCGCAUCUCAAGCCGCGACUCCCGCUGACAAGGCUGCCGUCUCAUCUGCCGCCUCCAAGCGCGGCGAAGCCACUUUCUACGGCGGAAACACCGAAGGCGGAAUGUGCUCUUUCGUCGGCUACACCAUCCCCGCCGGUCUCUACGGCACCGCGCUCUCCGACUCCAACUGGGACAACGGCAACGCCUGCGGUGUGUGCGUCAGCGUAACCGGCCCCAACGGUAACAAAAUCACCGCCAUGGUCACCGACCAAUGCCCAGGCUGCGGCCCCAACCACCUCGACCUCUACCCCGACGGCUUCGCCAAACUGGCAGAACCCUCCAAGGGCAUAAUCAACGUCGACUGGACCCCCGUCCCCUGCGGCAUCACCACCCCCAUCGUCCUCAAGAACAAAUCCGGCACCUCCAAAUUCUGGUUCAGCAUGCAAGUCAUGAACUCCAACGUCGCCGUCUCCAAACUCGAAGUCUCCACCGACUCUGGCAAGACCUGGCAGCCGACUACGCGUAAGCCGUACAACUUCUUCGAGAACCCGGCUGGGUUUGGCGCGGAUAGCGUCGAUGUUAAGAUUACGAGUGAGGGCGGUAAGGAGAUUGUGGUCAAGGGCGUUAGUAUUGCGGCGGAUAGUAAGAAGACUGCUGGUGGCAACUUUGCUUAG